Molecule: messenger RNA, 354 nt
Organism: Hibiscus syriacus
Lineage: Eukaryota; Viridiplantae; Streptophyta; Magnoliopsida; Malvales; Malvaceae
Product: calcium-binding protein PBP1-like
Exons: 1
Coding region: 1-354 (117 amino acids)
Molecular function (GO): calcium ion binding
Source: RefSeq, a predicted model, not a curated record
AUGGCAGGGGUUGAUAAAACAGCACCCGAUUUCGAGGACUUAUUGCCGGCGAUGGCGGAGAAGCUUUGCUGGGACGGGCUGAUGAGGGAAUUGUGCAAUGGUUUCAAGUUGUUGAUGGACAAGGACAAAGGGGUGAUCACCGCAGCCAGCUUGAAGAGCAACGCCGCAAUGCUUGGCUUGCAAGGUUUGAGAGACGAUGAGCUCACGAGCAUGGUAAGUGAAGGCGAUCUCGACGGAGAUGGGACUCUCAAUGAGAUGGAAUUUUGUGUGUUGAUGUUCAGAUUAAGCCCUGGAUUGAUGGAAGAAUCCCGCUCAUUGCUCGAAGAAAUACUCGAACAAGAGCUCAAUAGUUAA